Haplochromis burtoni (Burton's mouthbrooder) is the source of this 3096-nucleotide messenger RNA. RefSeq names its product N-acetylneuraminate pyruvate lyase (dihydrodipicolinate synthase) (gene npl). Lineage: Eukaryota; Metazoa; Chordata; Actinopteri; Cichliformes; Cichlidae. The coding region runs from base 153 to 1082 and encodes 309 amino acids. Gene Ontology annotation, biological process: N-acetylneuraminate catabolic process. Gene Ontology annotation, molecular function: 4-hydroxy-tetrahydrodipicolinate synthase activity; N-acetylneuraminate lyase activity. The transcript has 12 exons. The record is from RefSeq and is a predicted model, not a curated record.
UGCGAUGUCCAUUGACGUUUAGUUGUUUGAUGUUCACGUGACGAGCAUUUCAGCAAAUCCCUGUCCAAAAAAACAAGUUAUAGCCAGAGAUCCACUUCCCUUAAAACUAAAACCUAUGCCAGCGGCUCCCAGAAGGAAAGACCGUGCAGAACAUGUCUAUCAUGGCUCCUGCCGCCGACAAAAAGCUCACCGGACUUGUUGCAGCCACAUUCACUCCGAUCACCAGUCAAGGUGAAAUCAACCUAUCAGUGAUUGGACCUUAUAUUGACUACUUGAAAGAGAAGCAAGGUGUAAAUAACGUGUUUGUGAAUGGCACCACGGGCGAGAGCAUGUCUCUCAGUGUGGAAGAGAGGAAGCUCCUGGCUGAGGAGUGGUGUCGAAAAGCAAAGGGCAAGAUGGAUCAGGUGAUUGUUCAUGUUGGCUGCCUGAGUCUUAAAGACACCCAAGAACUGGCUCACCAUGCAGCACAGAUUGAGGCCGAUGGUAUAGCAGUCAUUGCUCCGUCCUUCUUCAAGCCCAGCAGUGCAGAUGUUUUGAGGACCUUUCUCCAGGAAGUGGCUUCAGCUGCUCCAACUCUGCCCUUCUAUUAUUAUCAUGUCCCAUCAGUCACUGGUGUCAACGUGAACGUGAGAGAACUAAUAGAAGGUAUUGAGAAGGUCAUCCCUUCCUUUAGAGGUGUCAAGUUCACUGGGAGUGACCUGAUGGACUUGGGCCAGUGUAUCAGUUACAUUCCGCCUCACUGGUCAGUCCUCUAUGGCAUAGACGAGCAACUUCUAGGAGCUUUGGUAAUGGGAGUCCAUGGAGCAGUUGGCAGCACAUAUAAUUACGUAGGAUGUCACGUCAACAAGCUCAUAUCGGCGUUCGAGACCGGCGACCUCGUCCAAGCCAGGACGAUACAGUUCAAGAUUCAGGAGCUUGUGAGUUUUGCCAUCAAACUUGGUUUUGAUGUGGGAGUAAAUAAACAGUUGAUGAACGAGCUGUCGGGCUUGGAUCUGGGACCCCCUCGUCUCCCGGUGAUGACAUGUCCAGCUGCUCGUGCUCUGGCCAUCAAACAGAAAUAUGACAGUAUCUUUCCUGAAUAACUUGAACAUGCUUGAACAUCCCUCAUUCCAAUAAUAGAUUACACAGACUCUCUCCAAAGAGUUUCUCCAUAUUGUUAGGUCUUUACCCAACUGUGUUAAGUGUCCUCGUAUUAGUUAACUGCAAACAUGGCAUUAUACAGGACUGUGCAAAAGUCUUGAGCCACCCUUCAUUCCUUUAUAUUUUCCUUCCAAGGAGCCAGACUUUCUUGUAAUCUUUAAGUUCUCGAGGCUUUCAGAAAGCUGCUUAUUCACUCGCUUGUGAUCCAGUCCUUGCACCUGAGCAUUUCCAGAGGAAUGUGAAUGAUGCUUAAUGAAGGGAAACAAGGGUAUGGCGGAGGUAUGAAACUGGACUGAAAAUCAGUGUAAACAGGUCUGAUCGAGUGAAGAAUCCAAAUUUGAAAGUUUAGUUCAUUAUUUUGUCAAUAAGUACAGAGGUACACCAGCGAGAUGGUGGUUCGUCAUGUCUGUGAAGGUUCUCAGUCAUCCAGGUCAUCGUAGUCUAAGAAGCUUGGAAAGAAAAGUGUCUGAACUUCUUUAAGUUUCCUUGAAGACGGUUCACCUCUCAUCCGAGAAGCUUCUUCAGUUCUAAGAGCAAUUGGUGGUGAGUCCCAGAUUUUAAGCCCUAUAGGAGUGUCACCACAAUCAAUUGCUCUCAAUCAAAGCUCAGAGGUAGAAACAUCCAAGAAGCCUGGAGAACUAUUCCUGAAGAUCCUCACAGAGAUGACAGAGAGCUGCUCAGAGUUCAGACUAUGCUAAAGGAUAAAGGUGCUAAACAUACAAACUCAGUUUUUGCCUUAUAUGCUGUUUUUCCCAUGUAUGUUUGAAACAAUCGCUGUACCCGUUUCAAAAUUUCAUAGCAAAAUAUGAAGAAACAAGGGGUGGCUCCAAACUUUUGCCAUGUACUGAGUAAAAUAAAAAUUUAAUUCAAAAUAAAAUACUUCAGUCAUACACUGUUUAACUACAACAUUAUAGACUGAAUAUUGAGUGGGCUAAACCUAUGCCAGAAAAACACAGUGAGGCGUGAACAGGAGCCCUCUGAGCUGUUGGAUCUUGGCCAGCAAUGGGCUGCAGAGACGAGCCUCGUUGGAUUGGAACAGCUCUGACACAUCCUCCACAUUCUCGAUCAGAAGCUCCAGGCACCUGGAAAGCUUUUUUUUGUUUAUGUAUCUUUAGCCAUUUUUAGGAGUAUAUUUGUGUACUAGGACCUGCGGUUUACCAGCAGAACAUCACAUUGUAACACACUAACAUAAAAAAAUCAGUUAUUCCCCUCAUGUAGGAGUGUUUUUCAGCUGCUCUGUAACCAGAUGUUUCACAUUACCAAACCUUUAAUGUUCGAGGUGUGAGCAGGCGAAACAGGGCAGAAGUAAAAAUCUUUUUUGUUUUUUGACAGCCACAUGAUGUGUUUGUAGCGAGCGUAUGUAUUUUUCUGGGCAUUCUCCACUGACUUCAAAGGUUUGCUCUUUUAAUGUAAUAUGGAAAAAAUGAUGCUGUAGAAAAUGUAGCACCGUUUUUACAUUUGUGAGAAUGGAGACCGUCACAAAUCGGCAGUGUUAUCCUGGUCUUACUGUUUGAAACCAUGACUAAAGCUGAUUUGACUCAUGUCAGUGCUCCUAUUUAAGACUCAUGGAAUGACAUUUUAAUAACAACUGGAAAUUAUUUCUUUAUAGUACAAAAGUUACAAAGUGGGCAUCAUUGCUUCACUUCUCGACUUAUUGUGAGGUUCAAAAUGGACUUCAAUUGAAUACAAAAUUGAAAAUGACAGUUAUGACGAGCUGUAUCCGUGAGAGACAGGAUAAUGAAGACUGAAGUUAAGUAAUAUGACCUGUUGUAUGAAAAGGUGUCGGACACUAUAAAGAUCCUAAUGAUGAAAGGGAGCAUUGAACACAUGAGAAGAAUGAGGCCUUGAUUAUUUUUGUUGAUUAUUGUUUACUUUCUGUCUUAAAAGGGAAAUGCACUGUAACUAUAACAGUCGGGCAUUUAUUACUAAUAAAGGAGUUUAUCUCUUUGCUGAUUA